ACUCUCCAUCCUUUCGCUCGCUCCGGCGGCACUCUCUCGCUGCACUCCACGCGCGUCCACGCCGCCCCCAAAAGGACACUCGGUCUCUCCGUCGUGCGUACGCUCCCGCCGUGUCGCCGUUCUCGUCGAUCUCAAGUGCCUGACGCAACACACGGCCAGCCGCCACGAGCUCGCCUCCGCGAUCGCCGAGCGUGCCGCUCACUUCCAUGUACCACGCUGUCUCCCCGGAAACCGACGUGAGCCCGUCAGGUAGCCGAGAAAGCGCCCCGGAACGCAGCAGCUAACACGAGGAGCUCGGCACGCGAAGGCCAAGGAGCCAACAGCCAUGCCCCCGGAACCGAGCGGUGCGGACGCGCACCUCACCAACCCAGAUGUCCGGCUGAGUCGAACUUCGUUGUCGGCGGCGUCGCCGACGGCCAACGGAGUUCAGCUCAAGAAGGAGCUGGGCCUCAUGAACGGCGUCGGCAUGAUCGUCGGUGUCAUCAUAGGCGCCGGAAUAUUCGUCUCGCCGACGGGUGUGCUCAGGUACGCCGGUUCGUCCGGGAUGGCCCUCGUGGUCUGGGCCUCCUGCGGGAUCAUCUCCAUGGUCGGAGCCGUGUGCUACGCCGAACUCGGUACCAUGAUCCCCAAGUCGGGCGGGGACUACGCGUACAUCUUCGCCGCAUUUGGUCCCCUGCCGGCAUUCCUGUUCUUGUGGGUGGCAUUGCUUAUCAUUCAGCCGACGAGCAACGCGAUCGCCGGCAUCACCUUCGCCAAGUACAUCUUGGAACCGAUCUACUUGGGAUGCCCGCCCCCGGAUAACGCUGUGAGGCUGGUUGCUGCAGUCGUCAUAUGUUUGCUGACAUUCAUCAACUGCUACAAUGUCAAGUGGGCCACCUCGGUGCAGGACUCACUCAUGUUCGCCAAAGUGAUUGCCUUGGUCAUCAUCAUCAUCGCCGGCAUUGUGCAUCUCGCUCAAGGACACACUUACAACCUCCAGAACAUGUUCGAGGGUACAACUCAGGAUCCGGGACGUAUCUGCCUCUCCUUCUAUUCCGGCCUCUUCUCCUUUGCGGGAUGGAAUUACCUCAACUUUGUUACAGAAGAAUUGAAGAAUCCAUUCAGAAACCUUCCCUUCGCCAUCUACAUAUCGUUGCCGCUGGUGACCGUCAUCUACCUUCUCGCCAACGUCGCCUACUUCGUCGUCCUCACGGCCGACGAGGUGGUGUCAUCCAAUGCCGUGGCCGUGACAUUUGGUGAGAGGAUACUUGGCGUGAUGUCGUGGAUCAUGCCCGUCUCUGUGGCCCUCUCCACUUUUGGAGGCCUUAACGGAGGGAUCUUCGCAUCCUCCCGACUGUUCUUCGUGGGUGCCAGACAAGGCCACCUACCUUCCUGCCUUGCCAUGAUCAACGUCUCUCACUUCACGCCAGCCCCAAGCCUCAUCUUUCUGUGCCUUCUGAGCUUGCUGUACCUGACAAACACAGACGUCUUUGUUCUGAUCACGUACACUGCCUUCAGUGAAGCCACCUUCAUCAUGCUGUCGGUGGGAGGACUGCUGUGGCUGCGGGUCAAGCAGCCGGACACUAAGAGGCCCAUCAAGGUGAACAUAGUGCUUCCGGUACUGUUCUUCCUCAUCUCGCUGUUCCUGGUGGUGCUGCCGUUCUUCAGCGAGCCGCUGGAGACGUCCAUCGGGGCGGGCAUCAUGCUCUCGGGGAUCCCCGUCUACUUCCUCACCAUCUACUGGAAGGACAAGCCCAGGGGAUACCAGAGGACCAUACACGUUUUUACGGAGUAUGUGCAGAAAGCCCUCUACAGUGUGCCACAGGAAGCUAAGGAGGAUUGAUUUGCGUCCGUCACUUGUACCAGUUGGGGAGGACUUUUGACGAGCUCUGUGAUGCGCCGAACAACAACGUUCCUACAAGUGGUGUUUCUCUAGUUACAACUUUCUAUUUUUUUGUUCUUCUAUAACUUCCCUCAUCUCUUUUCUUGCGUUGCUUGGAUGGGGCUUUGACCUUUGUUUUGUUAUGGAGACUCCAAAAACACCGCCCAACUUUUCUGGUCUUGACGGCCCAUUGCAACGUCUGGUCAGCGGGCGUCACUUUUCACAGCGGAGCUGUUAAAGGCUAGUUUUCCCAGGAUCGUGUCCCCUGCAAAGAAAUGAAGACACCAAACUCUGGACACCUACUGCCAUCUAUGAGCGACGGCGGAAAGCCACGUACCUGGUUGCCGCCGUCGCUCAUAGAUGGCGGCAGCCUUUCCACUCUGGCUUGCCGACUUGCGGCCAGCCAUUACUUUCCAUUUUACAGCUCCGCUGGUCUUCCUUCUUCACCAGAGUUGAAAGGCUGUAAGUGUUUUUUUUUUUUCUUUUUAAGCACAAACAGAAACAGAAGUUCAGUGCUUCGCCUGCUUCACUGUUUCUUAUUUUGUAUUCUUUCUUUCUAAACAUCAACUUGCACAAAACACUUGCCACAUUUGAAAUAAGGGCGUUUGUGGCGCGCGACACUCUCCAUUUCGUUCUGCAACAAUUUUAUUUUCCAACAGUUUCUUUGUUUGUUUGAAUGUUGUCUAGAGUGUACAAGUUAGUAGCAUUGCAACUGUUGUUGUUUCUAUUGUUUUUUCAUGAUGUUCAAAGCGUUUGUUUGGUGGAAAGUUUUAUGGCUGUUACGUUUGCUUUUAACUUUAGCGGCUUGGGUGUGCUGGUAUGGAACAACUGUCUUUUUGUACUUCCUUUUUCCUUUUUUUUUUUUUUACAAAGCAUAGGAGAAAGGUUUUUCGGAAAAAUUAUUUGUAAGUCACUGAUUGUGUAACAGAUCAGCGUACAGCAUCGCUGUUUUAGUUCUAUUCCGUCAUUUUGGGCUGCUGUUGAGUAUGAGUGACUGUAUGUCGUGUCAAAAAAAUGUGUUUCGGUUUUUUCGCCGUCAACUGCUCUGUAUUAUUUGGUUGCUUGUGCCCACAGUUGCGACAAGUUCGCAGUUUGCUCAGUGCUUAAUUCAGAGAUGACUUGCAGCUUGUCUGCUUAAGACAAUCUUGGAGUUGCAGAAUUGUACAGGCUGUUAUUCUUUUCCUUUUUUUUAUGUGUGGUGCAUACUGUGCAUGGAAACAUUGUCACGGGACCAUGCGGUAUUUCCUCUUUAUCUGCCGGGUGUUCGGUGCACGUUCGGUGUGAAGGGAAAUGUGCCUUAUAUGCAUGUUUUCAGGUUUUGUGUUCUUAUGUCACACCCCGUCUACGAGUUAUUGACUGUCAUUGAAGAAGCUGACAGAUAGCAAGCUCUCAUUUAUAUCAGCGUCACAAACAGCUUGUAAUGCUCUGCUGUUCGUGACAUAUGCUAAAAGGGAUUUUGUUAUUUAAUUACUUUUCUAUUCGGUUUCAGUUUUGUUGAAAAUUUUCACUCUGUGUCAGGGUACUCAGGCUCAGCUGGGUACCCUGGUUCAGGUGAGAUUCCUUGCUUUGACUGAAACUUUAGUUGUGCAUAAACUUUACUAAGCUAAGGAUGUCCCUGGAUGUAAGCCAAGCUGAGUCUUCAGCCAAGGUGGGGCAUCAGCCUUAGCUGAGACUUCAGCCGAGCUGGGAUUUCAGCCGUAUGUGUGCCAAACUGAAGAUCUCAGCCAUAAUGAAGCCCAUUCAUACUAAUACAGUUUUGACACGCGCAAAUAACAGAUGCAAUCGCCACACCCAACGUGUGCUUAACCUUCAUUUUGAAACUGUUUUUGUUGUGUACAGAUAAUGCUGUGUUGACAGGAAAUAUUGUUUUUUUAGGUGUCUGAAGCAUCUCGAGUCCUUUUAUGCGCAGACUCAAGCUUGUGGUUUAAGUCUUUAUCAAAAUAAAGUGCUUGUGUCAAAUAGAUCCAUUUGAGGCAUAAGUGAUCAAGACACAAACUCGUUUUUUUUUUCUAAUUGAGGCACUGCAGUGGCUCUGUUCACUGGUUCAUAUUCUGUACAAAGCACUGUGAUGUCUACGGUAGUUAUAGUAUGAUUCAUCAUGGCAUGAGUGAUGUGGAUUGCCCUUUUAAUACGAGGGCACUCUGAACCUUACAUAAGGAUUAUCUGCAACCAUUCUUGAGUGGUGAUAAUAACAAUACUAGCAGAUUUGGAAACUUCAGAGAGGAGGGGAGGAGGGUUGGGGGGAGGGGGGGGAUGAAGGGGAAAAAGGGGGGGGGGGGGGCGACCAAAAACAGCAAGUGCCACUUUUAGAUGAUCUAAAUAUCUACAUAUAAAUAAAUAAAAAAAAAAAAACUAAAAGGAAAGCUGUCGGUCAAGUUGACCCAUUUUUUUAUGGAAGUAAGUCGUGCAAUGCACUUAACUGUAAAUACUGAUUUUUUUAAUGAUUUUUUUAAGCAGGUAAUUGAGGAAUAUGUGUUGGUGGCUAUGGCGCGUGUGCGAUUUCUAGGAGGAGGUUGUAGUUGGAAAACAAGGCCACACGGGCCUUCGUUUGUACGAGCUGAGCGUCCAGCGAGAUUUGAUGACCUGUUUGUAGUUAACGCACAUAAACAUUUGUUGGUUUGUUCUUUUGUCAGAAAAAUAAAGUCGCGUUUGCAUAUGGCGUGUG
This is a messenger RNA of Ixodes scapularis (black-legged tick), 4526 nucleotides long. RefSeq names its product Y+L amino acid transporter 2. Gene Ontology annotation, biological process: amino acid transmembrane transport. Gene Ontology annotation, cellular component: membrane. Bases 326 to 1822 code for a protein of 498 amino acids. The record is from RefSeq and is a predicted model, not a curated record. The transcript has 10 exons. Gene Ontology annotation, molecular function: L-amino acid transmembrane transporter activity. NCBI's taxonomy places the organism in Eukaryota, Metazoa, Arthropoda, Arachnida, Ixodida, Ixodidae.